GUGAAGCAUGCCCUCGCACGGAGCCGGCCUCGCUAUGGGCGUGGAGGAGACAUCCUCGCACCCGGAUGUGGUGGAGUGGUGCUCGCUGCCCGGGGAGGAGCUGCGAUUGGCAUGGGGCCUGUACGAGCACCAUGAGACCAGCGAUGAGCGAUCUGGGGCUCUAGUCAUCGCUUGCGUGGAUCAGAGCGAGGGCUUGCGGCUGCGGCACCAUGCGACAGUGGAAAGCCCAGGGGUCUAUGACCUCGCCUGGCGCCCCCGAAGCUUCGUGGGUGAAACCGGCGCGGCCCUGGCGGCCUGCUGCGCGGACGGGGGCCUGCGGUUGCACGGACUCUCUGGAGAGCUGCUGCAGCGCUGCCAACUCAGCGAGCAGAUCCUGACGCACCUCUGCUGGAGCGGGACGCGCCUGGCAGCGGUUGGCCAGGAUGGCCGGGCCCAUGUGCUGGACCUGGGUGAGUCGGCGAAAGUGGUGGCCUGCCGACAGCAGCACGAGCUGGAGGCUUGGUGCGUGGAACUUGCCGAGUCACUGGUGCUGACUGGUGCCGACGACAGCUACCUGGUGGCUUGGGAUCCGCGGUCGCCAGAGCCUGCCUGGCGCAACCGCAGCCACGAGGCAGGGGUCACUGCGCUGGCGCUGAACCCCCACGACGGCAGCGAGCUGCUCACCGGGAGCUACGACGAGCGCCUGAGGCUCUUCGACCUGCGGCAGAUGAAAUCGCCGCUGGCCAGCAGCGAGCGCUUGGGGGACGGUGCCUAUCAGCUGAGUUGGCACCCGUUUUGCCCUGGCCUGGUGGCUGUGGCAGCAAUGCGCCGGGGCUUCCCCAUCUUCUGGGUGCGGGGCGGCUUCGAGAAGGCUGACGCCUACUGCGAAGAUGCGGAGGAGGGCUGCCAUGGCUCGCUGGGUUAUGGCAUCAGCUGGCAGUUCAGCGAGAGUCGGCCCUACAUGGCAGCCAGCGCCUCCUUCUACGACAACAGUGUGCACCUUUGGACGGCUCAAAUCGCGUGAAACGAGU
Messenger RNA from Effrenium voratum, 1010 nucleotides. The record is from the annotation of a GenBank genome assembly. NCBI's taxonomy places the organism in Eukaryota, Dinophyceae, Suessiales, Symbiodiniaceae.